CCCCGGCGCGUGCCCGCGCCGUUCUCCGCGGCGUCUCCCGCACCCAUGGCCGGCGUCAUCCGGCGGCUGGAUGAGGCCGUGGUGAACCGCAUCGCGGCUGGCGAGGUCAUCCAGAGGCCGGCUAACGCCAUCAAGGAGAUGAUCGAGAACUGUUUGGAUGCUAAAUCUACAAGUAUCCAGGUAAUAGUUAAAGAAGGUGGUUUGAAGCUCAUCCAGGUCCAAGAUAACGGCUGUGGUAUCAGAAAAGAAGAUCUGGACAUUGUGUGUGAGAGAUUUACUACGAGUAAACUGCAAAAAUUUGAAGAUUUGGCUAGUAUUUCUACAUACGGUUUUAGGGGCGAGGCAUUGGCGAGCAUCAGUCAUGUUGCCCAUGUUACAGUAACAACUAAAACAGCUGAUGCAAAGUGUGCAUUCAGAGCUACUUACAGUGAUGGAAAAAUUAAAGCCCCUCCGAAACCCUGUGCUGGAAACCAAGGAACUCAGAUCACAGUUGAAGAUCUCUUUUACAACGUAAAUACAAGGAGAAAAGCUUUAAAAAAUCCAAAUGAAGAAUAUGCAAAAAUACUAGAAGUUGUUAGCAGGUAUGCCAUUCAUAACUCAGGCAUCAGCUUUUCAGUUAAAAAGCAAGGUGAUACCAUGUCAGAUGUUAGAACCCUAUCAAAUGCCUCAACAGUGGACAACAUUAGAUCCAUCUUUGGAAAUGCUGUUAGCAGGGAACUGAUAGAAGUGGGCUGUGAAGAUGCAAAUCUGGCCUUUAAAAUGAAAGGUUACAUCACGAAUGCAAACUACUCUGUGAAGAAAUGUAUAUUUUUACUCUUCAUAAACCAUCGGUUGGUAGAGUCAGCUGCUUUGCGGAAAGCCAUAGAAACUGUGUACGCUGCUUAUUUGCCAAAAAGUACCCACCCAUUCCUAUACUUAAGUCUGGAAAUAGCCCCACAAAACAUAGAUGUGAACGUGCACCCUACAAAACACGAAGUCCAUUUUCUUCAUGAAGACAGUAUUCUAGAGCGUGUGCAACAACAUGUGGAGAGCAAGUUAUUGGGCUCUAAUUCUUCAAGGAUGUACUUCACUCAGACAUUGCUUCCAGGGCCUGACUGUUCUUCCAGUGAGGUUGUAAAGUCAGCAGCCAACUCUUCUGUGGUUACCAAAGGAACCGGUGAUAAAGUUUACGCGCAUCAGAUGGUCCGCACUGAUUCCCGAGAGCAGAAAUUGGAUGCUUUUCUUCAGCCAGUGAACAACCCUCCAAAUACAGGCCCUACUGAAGUGACAGCAGAGGUUAAUGCAGGACCUCUGAAGGCUGCAAGCAGACCACAGGAUGCUGAAAUGGAAGAAGUCAGUGAUGUGGUUGAAAUGGCUGAUGUUCAGGAGGACGUAGGGAAGCCUGGAGGGCUGAGUGAGAGUGGGCACUUGUCUCCUGAGUCAGUGCCUUCUCGAAAGAGACCACGGGAAGACAUAGACAUAGAAACGGAGAAAGAUGACACCAGAAAGGAGAUGACUGCUGCCUGCACCCCUAGAAGAAGAAUUAUCAAUUUGACCAGUGUAUUGACUCUCCAGGAGGAAAUAAGUAACCAGGGGCAUGCAAAACUUCAGGAGAUGCUACGUAAUCACUCCUUUGUUGGCUGUGUCAGUCCACAGUGGGCUCUGGCCCAGUAUCAGACAAAACUGUACCUUCUCAAUACAACAAAACUCAGCCAGGAACUCUUCUACCAGAUACUUAUUUACGACUUUGCAAACUUUGGAGUCUUAAGGUUAUCUGAGCCAGCUCCUUUAUAUGAGCUUUCAAUGCUUGCUUUAGAGGAUCCUGAAAGUGGCUGGACAGAAGAAGAUGGCCCAAAAGAAGGGCUUGCUGAGUACAUUGUGGAAUUUCUGAAACAGAAGACUGAGAUGUUGAAGGAUUAUUUUUCUCUCGAAUUUGAUGAGGAAGGAAAUCUUAUUGGGUUACCACUUCUGAUAGACAACUACGUUCCACCAAUGGAAGGACUGCCCAUGUUUAUCCUUCGAUUGGCCACAGAGGUAAACUGGGAUGAAGAAAAGGAGUGUUUUGAAAGCCUAAGCAAAGAACUUUCCAUGUUCUACUCCAUCAGAAAGCAGUAUAUAAUAGAUUAUGCCAACCCAACAAACUCUCAGAAUGAAGAUUCUGACUCUGGUUCAAAACCAUGGAAAUGGACUGUGGAACAUGUGCUUUACAAAGCUUUUAGAACUCAUCUUUUGCCUCCCGAACACUUCGCAGAAGAUGGCAACAUUUUGCAGCUUGCUAACCUGCCUGACCUGUAUAAAGUUUUUGAAAGAUGUUGAGCAAGUAGUUAUUAACGACUGGUUUUUUUAGAUAGGCACCAUUCCUGUUAUGUUCAGUUUUUCAUAGUAAAAGAUAAAGCCGGAAUCUUGAUGGAGGAAAGAAAAAGAGGGGAUUUAGUAUCAUACUAAACUACUAACAUGACAGCAAAUGGUCUAUUUUCCUUCUGUUGAUCAAAGUAUAAAAAGAAUAAUUUUAGCUUUGUCUAAACCCAAUCAAAGUUUCUAAAAUAAAAUCUCCACGUAUGCUC
Molecule: messenger RNA, 2543 nt
Organism: Empidonax traillii (willow flycatcher)
Lineage: Eukaryota; Metazoa; Chordata; Aves; Passeriformes; Tyrannidae
Gene: MLH1
Product: mutL homolog 1
Exons: 19
Coding region: 46-2295 (749 amino acids)
Biological process (GO): mismatch repair
Cellular component (GO): MutLalpha complex
Molecular function (GO): ATP binding; ATP-dependent DNA damage sensor activity; ATP hydrolysis activity
Source: RefSeq, a predicted model, not a curated record